This is a messenger RNA of Dimorphilus gyrociliatus, 4458 nucleotides long. Lineage: Eukaryota; Metazoa; Annelida; Polychaeta; Dinophilidae. The record is from the annotation of a GenBank genome assembly.
ACAACGGUUUGGUAAAGCAAAGAGGCGAAGUAUGAAAUCAACUGGAGAAAAAGUGAGAAGAGAUCCAUUCGCUCAAUCAAGUUUUAUUUCAAAACUUUUCUUUUGGUGGUUGAAUCCACUUUUUAGAAAAUGUCACAAACAAAGUUUAACACCAAAAGAUGUUUAUGACGUUCCAAUGAUAUGUUCAACUGAAAGAACUGCGAAAAAUUUGAAACAGUAAGCCCCAUAGAGAUUUUUUAAAUAUAGUAAACUAUAUAUACGACAAAUCUUCAUUAAUAGGCACUCGCUCCUCAGAGAGAGUGGUUAAUUCACAUAAUGUGAGAAAUACGAAAAUCAACAGAAGAAUUAUUACAUGCACUUAAGUCGUUCUCUGUCUGUAUGAAUAGAAAUAAACUUUCGUUCAUUAACUUUAGAUACUGGGACAAAGAAUGUAUGAAGAUGAAGAGAGGUAAAGAACCGUCGCUGCUUCUUGCCGUGUUGGCAUGUUUCAAAUGGCACUUUAUUUUUGCAGCAACUGGCUUUACUGCUCUGUACUACCUGCAACUGGCUCCCCCUUUAUUGACCGGAUACCUAUUGGAUUAUUUCGAUAGCCCUCCAAAUAUUAGUGAGAAAAGUGCUUGGCUCUACGGCCUUGGAUUGGCUAUAGUCUCUCUUUCAUCGUGGCUACCAGGAGUCAUCAUCGCCCAUGCAGUAGCCAUAUGUCCAACUUGUUUACGAGCAUCUUUUAGUGCUCUUAUUUUUAAAAAGACACUGCUGUUAAGCUCAACUGGACGAUCGAAAACAUCAACUGGCCAAAUCAUGACAUUCCUCUCGACAGAUCUUGAAAAGUUUUAUUGGUUUUUUCUCUACUCGAGUUACGUAAUUAUCUCUCCAGGUCUAGCAGCUGUUAUUGGCUAUAUGCUUUACAGAGAAUUCGACUACUAUGGUCUAGCAGCUAUUGGUAUUUUAGUUUUUUUGGUUCCAAUCCAACAUUUUGUGGCACGUCUUUAUGGUAAACUAAGAGUUAACAUAGCUGAUGGAACUGAUGCUCGCUUGAAUAUGAUGGAACAAGUUCUUUCUGGUAUGAGAGUUAUCAAGAUGUACUGUUGGGAGAAACCAUUUGAAAAAAUUCUGACUAGAUUGAGAGAUAAUGAAGUGAAUUACAUUCGAAAAUCGUAUUUUAUAAGAGGCUUAAAUUGGGUCGGAUACUUCGCUAUUGGAAAACUAUCGCUUUUGGCCAUAAUAAUUCCAUAUGUGUUAACUGGUAAUACGCUAAAACCUAAAACAAUAUAUGUGACGAUAGCAUGGAUUGAAGUAUUGAGACCUGUAGUAUUUUGGUUCUUACCCACUAGUAUUGAGACAGUAACCGAAAUUAAAGAAUCUCUAAGGAGAAUACAAGUUUUUCUCUUACUUGAGGAAAAGUGUGCCGAUGACGCUCCUGUAGAAGUUUGGGAAGAUGAAGACACUGUAAUUAAGCUAUUAAACUUGGUAACUGUUUGGCCAACAAAAGAGCAAGAGUCAGGAUUUAAAAUGAAAAAGCUGGACUUUACCGCUAAGAGAGGGGAACUAAUUUCAGUAGUAGGCCAAGUUGGUUCUGGGAAAAGUUCAUUCCUAUAUACUUUAUUAAAUGAAAUGCGUAUUGAAUCGGGUAGUAGGAAAAUAAAUGGAGUUUUAUCCUACGCCAGUCAGGAAGCAUGGAUAUUUUCUGGUUCUGUGCGAGAUAAUAUUUUAUAUAAUCAACCUUAUGAGGAAACUCGUUAUAAAGCUGUUAUUAGAGCAUGUUGUUUAGAAGAUGAUAUAAAAGGCUUUCAAAAUGGUGACCGGAACUUUGUUGGAGAAAAUGGAUCAGCUUUGAGUGGAGGACAAAAGGCAAGAAUCAACCUGGCUAGAGCUGUUUACAAAGAAGCUGAUGUUUACCUUUUGGACGAUCCUCUCAGUGCAGUAGAUACUAAAGUCUGUAAACGAAUUUUCAAUGAUUGCAUUGAGGAGUUUUUAGGUGACAAAACAAGAAUCUUAGUCACUCAUCAAGUACAAUUCUUGAAAAAAGUUGAUAGAAUUUUAGUUUUACAAGAUGGAAAAACAAUUAUGGAUGGCCCAUACGAGGAAUUUCUGAAUAAACAGACGCAAUAUUUCCCUGUAUUAUCUAUGAUUCAGAAUAAUGAAGAUAAUCAGUCACUGGAUGAUGUUUCCUUGCACUCUUUUACUACCCACAGAGUUCGUACUAGAACGAUGAGCUUUGGUGAAGAGGAAACGCGACAGAGAGUUCUUAGUGUGACUUCAAUCGACGCAGUCAGCCCAACUGGAGUACAGAUUGGUACCGUAAUGGAAGAAUACGAAGGCCUCGAAGAUAACGAAGGCUCUAGCUUUGAAACAAAAAGUUCGGCUAAGCAGACUUUCAUUUCUCUUCUCGAUUAUAUCAAGGCUGGAAAGGGGGGUAUUUUCUUACCCUUUCUUUUAGUAAUAUCUGUAUCCGCACAAGUCUUGUAUAUUUUCAUUGAUGUUUUAUUAACAAAGUGGGCUGAGGAUAUGUUUGAAACUGAAAGGAAAGGAGACAAUCAUAGUAACUUUCUAGAUAAAGAUACUUAUCUCCCCCUAUCUUCGGGACUUACAGGAGCAAUGAUUGUUGGGGGUAUAGCCAGAUGUUUAUUGUUCUAUUCCAUGACUGCAUGUGCAAGUCGAGUACUUCACGCAACAAUGUUGAAAUCCGUUUUAAGAAGCCCCACGCAAUUUUUCAACACAAACCCUGUAGGACGGAUUUUAAACAGAUUUUCGAGAGAUCUUGGAUUUAUUGACGAAUAUCUUCCGUAUAUCUCCUUCGAUGUUCUCUAUUUCUCUAUUCAUUAUUUGGGUGUGUUAGUUUACACAGUUAUUUCCAACCCUUGGAUGGGUCUGAUGGUCGCUCCCGUUCUAUUUAUUGUUUUCAUAGUACGAUAUUUCGCUGUUCCAGCAAUCCGGGAAAUGAAAAAAUUAGAGGCACUAGCAAGAAAUCCGGUCUACACACAAUUCGAUUCAAUGCUCAAAGGUAUUAACACAAUAAGAGCGUUAAAAAGCGAGAAAUUUCAUGAAAAGACAUUCAUGACUCAACAAGAUGCGCAUUCGGCUGCGUGGUUUCAUUAUGUAAUGUGUGAUAGAUGGUUUACUAACAAACUUGAAAUAAUCGUCGGGUCAUAUAUCACGGGACUUGUAUUCGUUUCUAUUGCAACUUCAACAAGUUUGGAUCAAACAUCUUUUGGAUUAUCUAUUAUCUAUACUCUAGGAAUGUUGAGUAUAUUCCAAUAUAUUGUUCGCCGUACAGUUGAACUUGAAAGUACCUUAACAUCAGUUCAAAGAGUUAGUCAAUAUGGAAGUCUACCUAUGGAAGCUAGAUUUGAAUCUGACAACACUCCAGGACCAGCGUGGCCUGAAAAUGGAUCUAUAAAAUUUGAUUGCGUUUCGCUUUCCUAUGACCAGAAUGAGGUGUAUCAAUUAUGUAAUGUCUCAUUCGAUGUAAAAGGAGGUGAUAAAGUUGGAAUUGUUGGUAGAUCAGGAGCUGGAAAGAGUACAAUAAUGACAGCUAUAUUACGUCUUGCGGAGCCAGAGGGAAAAGUAAUAAUUGAUGGUAUUGAUGUCAGUCAAAUUGGCUUACAUGAACUGCGAAUGGUUAUAAGCAUUAUUCCUCAAGAUCCUAUUCUUUUCACUGGAACUCUUAGGGAAAAUAUGGAUCCUUUCUCUGAAUUUAGUGACGAAGAGAUCUGGAAUGUACUCCGGAAUGUGCAAAUGAAAAAUAAAAUAUUCGGAAUCGUUGGACAACUAUUGAGUCCUGUGGAGGCCUCUGGAAGCAACUUUUCGGCCGGUGAACGUCAAUUGCUGUGCCUAGCAAGAGCAAUGUUGAGGAAAAAUAAAAUUUUGAUUAUCGAUGAGGCAACUGCAAACGUUGACUCGAAUACUGAUUCUUUAAUACAAGAGGUUGUAAGGGAAAGAUUUGAAAAUUGCACGGUUUUGACUAUUGCCCACAGAUUGGAGACAAUUAUAGAUUCUGACAGAGUAUUUGUUGUUGAUGCUGGUAGAAUAGCUGAGAAUGAUCAUCCUUAUAAUCUGCUUCAGAAUGAAGCUGGACUAUUCUAUAAACUUGUUGAACAGGGUGGUAAAAAGAAAGCAGAUUCUCUUAGACAAAGCGCCUACAAUUCAUAUUUGGGGCAUUCUCCUCAAUAUGUUAAAUCCGGAGGUCUAUCAGCUGUUCCUGAAAUAUCACAUAUAGAUCUUAUUGAAGAUGAUGAAGAAUCCACCGUUCACUUGUAGACUGCUACAAGACAAGAAAGGAUUUUAAUUGACAUUAAACUUUUUAAAGGUUAUUUUUAAUAUAUAAUGCUAUACUCAUUUUAAUUCUACUGCAUAAUGUCAUCUAUAAUGCUUAAUUUCAGUAUCAUAACUUUUAGUAUAGCAAUGUAUGUAUACUUGUUAAUUAUUUAAAACACAUAUAUAUAUAAAUUUAUAUAUAUA